GGAACCAGACAGAACUUAUCUUCAGUGUCUGAUAAUUCAGUGAGUAGUUUGACUGAAGAUUCUUUCAGUUUGCACAGACAACUCCAAAAAAUGGAGGAUACUGAGAAUAUCACAGUGGCCAGAGAAAAUGACCAGGACUCCAAAUACGUGGAUCCCCAGGAGAUCAAAUGUACUGCGACUGCCUCAGAGCCAGUGGAUGGGACUGAUACUACAGGCAGUGAACCUAAUGAGGAAAACAAAGAAGAAAAGGUGGAGACAAAACCUGAAGCCAAUGACGGUGAGACAUGUGAGCGAGGGGGUGGAGUCACAGAGAAUAUCAACACAUUGAGGGAGGAGGAGAAAGAGACAGCAGUGGAGAAAAAAGAGGAGGUCAAAGAACAAACGGUUAAGGAGCAAAACAAUGAGACAGGGGUUAAUAGGGAAAGAAAUGAAGGUAACAAUGAGUCUCUCACAAAAGAAAAUCAUAUUAAUAAAGCUGAUGACAUCUGUGAGGAGGAAGGAAAACUUAAGGAGAAGAACAAAGGAGACGAGCAGGGACAUAGCUCUGAAAGUCAAACUGAACAACAGACAGAGGACAAAGACAAAAAGGAGAUUAAAGAAAAUAAAGAUCAUGUCCAGGACAAGGAAAGAAAUCCGGCAAGAAAAAGUGGAACAACUUCAUCCUCUGCCCUCAGAGCUCCAAUUAAAUCAUCUGUGUGUCCACGUGCUGCAAGGCCCUCUGCCAGAAGAGACGCCAUGGCCAAGUUUCAGAAGGACCAGACUCCAGGAGUUCGUAACUUCAAAGUUCAACAGACAUCCACAGGCAUGGCAGGUGGAGCUUCAAUUAAACAGAAAAUACUCCAGUGGUGUAGAAACAAAACACAGACAUAUGAGGGUGUCAACAUAGAAAACUUCUCUUCAUCUUGGAGUGAUGGUCUGGCAUUCUGUGCCCUUGUUCAUCAUUUUUUUCCAGACGCGUUUGACUUCUCCUCCCUUAAAGCCAGUGAGCGAGAGAAGAACUUCACUCUGGCCUUCAGCACAGCAGAGUCUCUUGCUGACUGCUGCCCCCUUCUGGAUGUAUCAGAUAUGUUACUAAUGGGCAAAAACCCAGACCCUAUGUGCGUUUUUACCUAUGUACAGGCCCUUUGUCAUCAUCUGUCAAAGAUAGACAAAGAGAGGAAAGACAAAGAGAAAAAGGAGAACAAGAACAAAGAAGAUGAUCAAGAUGUGGCUGAAGUUCAUGAACAAGAAGACAAAGAGAAGGAUGAGAGUGAACAACAUGAGGAAAAUCAAACAGAUUCUAGCAUGAAGUCAGUUGAGGAGACAGACCAGAAUGAAAAUGUAAUAAACACAGAUGCUGUGAAUGAUGUUUAGAAGAACAAAGGAAAUGUUAUUAUGUUCAAAUAAUAUUAAACGAUAUAUUUACAGGUAAAUAAUUUAUAAUCAUAACCUUUACACAAUAGUGAAUGUAUGAAUUGAGAUUUUAUAUAAAGUGUGAAUAAACAUAUUUUUUUCUGUACAUUUUUUUAGGUAUCAUAAUGAUAUUUUUUAUUCAUAUCAUAUCAAAUAAAUGUUGACUAAACACGUGGCUUUACAGUAUCUGACAUUUUUGGGGCCUCUUAAAGCCUUAUUACGUCUGAAAUUCUGAUUGAA
Molecule: messenger RNA, 1632 nt
Organism: Triplophysa rosa
Lineage: Eukaryota; Metazoa; Chordata; Actinopteri; Cypriniformes; Nemacheilidae
Gene: smtnl1
Product: smoothelin-like 1
Exons: 5
Coding region: 91-1353 (420 amino acids)
Biological process (GO): actin cytoskeleton organization
Cellular component (GO): filamentous actin; microtubule organizing center
Molecular function (GO): protein binding
Source: RefSeq, a predicted model, not a curated record